Molecule: messenger RNA, 1379 nt
Organism: Tachysurus fulvidraco (yellow catfish)
Lineage: Eukaryota; Metazoa; Chordata; Actinopteri; Siluriformes; Bagridae
Product: signaling lymphocytic activation molecule-like
Exons: 8
Coding region: 385-1359 (324 amino acids)
Source: RefSeq, a predicted model, not a curated record
GGAACAAAAUGUGGCGUGUUUUAAACGCAGCAUACAAGUGAGUGGUGAACUGUAGAUAAUAUACUUCAGUGAUACUGAUGGAAAGGACAAAAGGAAAAAUGAGUGGAGAAACUGUUACUAUGGCUUCUGAAACUACUUAAUAUUUCAGCAGAACUCAGGACUCUUCACCUGCACCACUGAUAUGAAUCUCAGGCCCUCCUGCACUCUAUCAGAUUUGGUGAGAGAAAAGUGUGUAGUGAGCGUGUAGAGACUGAACACACUGAGACAGGACUUCCGCCCAGCGCUCUGAUGAAUGUGGGACAGUAAAGACGCUAAACUAACAGUAAGGGAAGGUCGUGAACAGCAGCAACACAACUGCACUGAACACAACGUUCUUCACUGAUAAUGACGUCGAGGAGAAACAGGAACAUGCUGGUGAAUAUUGUAGCAGAAAUCAGGACUCUCAGGACUCUUCUUCUCCUGCUGUGCUGUUUACUGUGUGAAGCUGGAGACGAGACGGUCACACUGCAGGAAGUGGAAGGAACCACUAUAACUCUCCAUACUGGGAUAACUGGGAUUCAGAGGGAUGCUCAGAUUCUGUGGUUUUAUGGACCUGAGAAAUCAGAGGAAAAGAUAUUGAACAGUCAGGUGUUUAAAGGAGAAACUGUUACAGACAUCAGUGAGAGAUUUAAAGAGCGACUGCAGCUGGACAGAAUCAGUGGAGCUUUAACCAUCAGGAACAUCAGCAGAACUGAUUCUGGAGUUUAUUUAUUACACGUCAUCACUGGACGUCUCUCAUCUAGGACUUUCAGUGUCAGUGUUUAUGCUCCAGUAUCAACUCCAGUAAUAAUAAAUGAAAGAGGAAAGCGAAGUGUGAUUUCAACAGAGUCGUGUUUCCUCCUGGGUUCUGUGGAGAAUGGAGAAGAUGUGAAGUUAUCCUGGUACAGAGAGAAUGAGAGAAUCUCCAUCACCAAUAACACAGAUCUCAGUGUUCCCCUCAAUCUCCCACUUCAAAUACAACACAAUGACAUUAACACUUACAUCUGUGUGUCUGCAAACCCUGUCAGCAAUAAAACAACUUCUCUCAUCAUCACACAGCUCUGUUACGUCUCAGACAAAUCUGAUGGUUCUCCUUCACUGCUUCCUGUCCUGAUAUCAGCUGGAGUUUUCCUGCUACUAAUACUAACAGGAUUUGUGUGGGUUUGGCUAAAAAGGAAAAACAACAAGCUCCUAAAGAAACUUGAGGAAGUGACUUUCACUGAGGUGACAAUUACAGCUCACAGUGCAGAGAGAGUUAAAAAGGAAGAAAAGUCCAGAAUAACAGAUGAUCAAGAGCUGAAUACCUUCGUGAUGUACUCAGCUGUGGAGACACUGACAUAAUUCUGUACAUACUUAUUUAU